This is a messenger RNA of Hemibagrus wyckioides, 2997 nucleotides long. RefSeq names its product chondrolectin (gene chodl). NCBI's taxonomy places the organism in Eukaryota, Metazoa, Chordata, Actinopteri, Siluriformes, Bagridae. Gene Ontology annotation, biological process: positive regulation of axonogenesis. The record is from RefSeq and is a predicted model, not a curated record. The transcript has 7 exons. The coding region runs from base 143 to 1066 and encodes 307 amino acids. Gene Ontology annotation, cellular component: cytoplasm.
AAUGCAGCACUGCGUAGUUUCUAGAGGGUUGAUGAGAGAUCUAAAGUGACAGCUGUGAGCGCACUGAAGGCUCGGAGUGAGGAUCACAGCGCACUUCCGCGUCGGCGCUCUUUUCUUUGAAGCAGACCGUUAAACGGAGAGGAUGCGCGCGGACUGCACGGCGCUCGGGGUCUUUUACGGUGUGACGGUUUGGCUCGCGAGCUGCCGCGGUGCGCGAGUGGUGAGCGGUCAGACAGUGUGUCAUGGUGGCCUCGAAAAGCCGUGCUAUAAAAUCGCCUACUUCAGUGAUGUGUCCAGCCGCGUGGCCUUCUGGGAAGCUCAGCAAGUGUGUGAAGUGGACAGAGGAUCUCUCCUGAGCGUGGAGAACGUUACCGAACAACAGCACAUCGAACAACUCCUGCAGAAUCUCAGCAGGACCAGUUCAGGCUCGGGGACUGUCGAUGGAGAUUUCUGGAUCGGUCUGACCCGUGUGGACCGCGGGAGUCCGGGGGAACACGCCGGCUACACUUCCUGUCCAGAUCUGUACAGAUGGACGGAUGGGAGCGUGUCUCAUUUCAGGAACUGGUACUUCGACGAGCCGUCCUGCGGAGGGGAGGCGUGUGUAGUGAUGUACCAUCAGCCCACGGCUCAGGCGGGUUUAGGAGGACCGUACCUUUAUCAGUGGAACGAUGACCGGUGUAACAUGAAGCACAAUUUCAUCUGCAAGUACGAGCCAGAUUGGAGAAUUCACCAGAACGUUGUCAUUACAGAGAGCCACCUGGUGAAGGAGCAUGGAGACAGACCCGUGAGCCGCAACACAGAUCUUUCACCAGACCAUGAAGAAGUGAGGAAAACGUCUGAUGUUUCUGACGAUAAAAGCCUCGAUGUCACCGUAGCAGGGCACUCAAGUAUGCUGCUGAUUUACGUGAUCAUCCCAACCAUUCCUCUGCUCCUGCUCAUCCUCGUGGCAUCAGGGACCUGCUGCUUCCAGAUGCUAAGCAGGAAACCACGGACGAAAACGAGCGUGAACCAGUCAACACUCUGGAUCUCCAAGACGCCAAAAUCCGACAGCGCAAUGGAGGUGUAAAAGAAACCCCGCAACAACUUCUACACCUCGUGGUCCACAUGCUCGUACCUCGUGUUUUCCAAACGUAAAUCUCAGUGUUAGCGUCGUGAUCCACUCCAUGUAAUCCUGCGCUAUUUUUCUACGAUGGCUUUGGCUGCUGUUUCCCAUCCAAACGAAUCUCUGCAAUUAUUUCAUUAAUCUCUUCACCUAACGAGCCUAAUCAGGCCCGCGUUCCCACGUCUCCUCUCUCAUCCUGCUCUCCGCUUCCUUCCCUCCCUCCCUCCGACAGAGCCAUCAGCGAGCGCGACUCAUUUGCAGAAGGAAAUCUUCAGCUAAUUGGCAGAAAACACGGAGAGCAAUUAAAUUAGCGUCAUUAAGACGGGCGAAAGCCGUUACAGGAUCCACAUAAAGAGAUUAGUUUCAAGUGGCGGCUAAAACCAAAUACAGCCGCGCCACUUCCAAGAUUCUUCCUGUGCCAGAAAAAGACGGCGGAUUAAAACUGAUUCUAUUUGAGGAUCGGAGAUUUUAUUUCUAAUUUUAAAGUCACAGGGAAUAACAAGUCUCAAGUCCUACAUUUUAAAUUCAGUAUUAAUGCAGUAUCAGUAUUUAGCUAAUAGAAAUGAAUUGAAGUGAGACACAAACACCAGGUUGUGCUGUUUUGGGAAAAUAAUCAUCUCUGAUGUUGUGUGAUAGCGUCCAGCGCUAAGCAGAGUCACUGUUGCCACCCUAAAGUUUAUAAUUUUCCAAAAACAGCAUGUCUCAAAAAGCUCCUUACAUCAGCGAUUGCGAGGUUUGUACUAUUUAUCCACUCGUUUUUACACAAACAAUCGAGUUAGCACAAACUGAGUUAGCUCCUGUUCUAGCUUACAUUAUAGCAGCUAUAAACACUCACUCCUACACUGCCCCCCCCUUCUGUCCAGAACCUUUCCAGAAAAAUCUGUAAAACUUUUCCUCUAAUGGAAAUCUUACAGCCUGUUAGAAAACACUGACACUGGAGACUCCUUCCAUGAAUGAUAUGGAAUGGAAAGUCUAGGUCAUGUGACCGUAUGCUACCGUGACAGAUACCUAUGUAUGUUUAUUUAAAAACUACAGAAAUCUGACAAGACAUGCUGACCUGGGAACUGUCAGGUGGGUGGGGCAUAACAUUCUAAUGAGCAUAUUCAAGCUCGUUAUGCCAAUAAAGUACUAAUACCAGACAGGAAUGUAUCAGGAGUGUAGAAAUUUGAUCUCAGCACUGUAUGCUAAGCCUUAGCUUUGUGUUUGUUCGCUAGUUCACUUGUUUGCUUGUUCGCUUGCUGGCUGACCUUCCAUUGUAGAGUCAAAUAAAAGGUUCGAGCGAAUAAAAGGAUCACAUAGUUUUAGUAACAGCUUUCUUAGAAGGGACAAGUACCAACAGGUUUAUAAUUAGUACUGAUGAAUCUUUUGCAAGAUUUCCCCAUGAUUAGCUCCGCCCACUUUGCAGCCAAAAAAGGAAAGGAACGACAAACACAGUUCCUGUAGUUCAUGUAGACGUUAUGAGUCAGCGGAGAUUUAUGCUUCAUCCCCACACCAUGUUUCUGUGUAAAAGGAAAAAUAAAAACAACAUUAUUCGCAUUAGAUUACACUUUUCUGUUCCCCGGGGCUUUAAAAGAACCGCAUCAGUGUUAGAACAAGUUCAGCAUUAUGGUAACAUUCGCUGUUAAUUCCUGUGAGCUUCUCGCCUCGACCCGACCGAGUGACGUACAGAAGGGCCUCGGCAGACGUGGAUAUUUUUCUAUGACGUGUUUGACAUCCUCCUCAGUCGCGUAUACGCAGUUUUUACUUCUAAUAACGACACACUGAUCAUGAAAAACUUCAUAUAUAUGAAAUGUUGUAUAACGUGGAUUAAACUCAUCACCCAUACAGUGUACCGUAUAAUACCUACAGCCUGUGAAGUACAGUUCAAUGGAUGUAUCGUGUGUGCGUGUGUGCGU